UGAAGUGGACGCGAAGAAACUAACCCCAACAAUGAUAAUAUCUUUUAUUAGCUUCCUCUAAGUUAAGCUAAUUAUAUCAAACUCCAUUACUAACUAACUUUCUUUAUCUUUCGCUUUCAUCUCUCUCUUGUUGUAAUUACUUGGUAUUAAAAGGAGAUCUUUGUCACCACCUCAUAAUUCAUUCAUUCACGUCCCAUGUUCUAUCCAUCUAUCUCUGGUUCACUGGAGUUGCAACAGCCUUCGGCCAUGGAGAGGGAGGAAGGAGGCGUCAUUGUCAUUGGAAGGGCGGAGAUUGAUACCCGACCACCCUUUCGGUCUGUUAAGGAGGCAGUCAUGUUAUUUGGAGAAAAAGUUCUGGUUGGAGAAAUUUAUGGCAACAAGCUCAAAGAGAUGAAAGCUGAAGCUGGAGAAAGAGGGCAGAGUCGAUCAAAGAUUUCAGCCCUAACAGCUGAGCUAGAAGAAACAAAGCAAAGCCUGCAAAAGGCCAAAGAGGAAGGCAACUUGAUGUCAUAUCGAAUAAAAACACUGAGGGAAGAGCUUGAACAAACCAAAAAGGAGCUACAACAGGUCAUGGCAGCAAGAGAGUUCCAGAAGCAGCGGUUUGAUCCUGAUAUAGAAGACUUUAAGUUUAUGCAAAACGCAGCCAAAAUAGGCACCAUGACACGAGAUGAAGAGCCAGAGGAGUUUCAAAAGAAGAGAUACGUGAAAUUUGCUAGCCCUCCUUCAUUAGCUCAAGUUAUUGUCAACAGAGAAGAAAAGCUGGAAAGACCAACCUCGGCUAAGAAAGUUAGAAGGAAGCCAUUAAUCCCCAUAAUUGGAUGGCUAUUUUCCAAGAAGAAGGGAAAUAAAGAAGAUGAUCAGUACUAA
Molecule: messenger RNA, 867 nt
Organism: Durio zibethinus
Lineage: Eukaryota; Viridiplantae; Streptophyta; Magnoliopsida; Malvales; Malvaceae
Product: WEB family protein At3g51220-like
Biological process (GO): chloroplast avoidance movement; chloroplast accumulation movement
Cellular component (GO): cytosol
Source: RefSeq, a predicted model, not a curated record